AUGACCGAUAAACUCCCACCAAAUCUCCUUGCGCUUUUCGCGCCUCGACCCCCUUUGCGAUGGGUUCCUCCUUCAGACUUUGCCCCAGAGGAUCGCAAAACUGCCAAUAUCACUGGCCUUGCUGCCUUCCUCCCAGCUCUUCAGGAGUACAAGGAGACUGAUGUUUACGAGCCUACCGAGAGCUGGCUUCAGAGAAAAGACCGUGUCAAGCUGGAGAAGAAGGCCGCACACGAAAAAAUUAUUCAGGAAGCCCCAAAAUUAUUCAAACCAUCUGAGGAUCCAAAUAUUCGAGGAGAUGCUUUCAAAACACUUAUUGUCAGUCGAUUGGAUUAUGAUGCCACUGAAAAGGACUUGGAGCGCGAGUUUGGUCGAUUUGGACCAAUCGAGAGAAUUCGCAUAGUUGUUGAUACUCAUCAACAUGAGAAGCCUGGAAAGAAGAUCAAAAAGCAUCGCGGUUACGCAUUUGUAGUUUUCGAACGAGAGAAGGACAUGAGAGCUGGUUUAGAAAACUGUGACGGCAUCAGAAUAAAAGAUCGUCGAAUCAAGGUAGAUGUCGAAAGAGGCCGAACCGUAAAAGGUUGGUUACCACGUCGUCUCGGAGGUGGCCUUGGAGGUCGUGGAUAUACAAAGUCUGCUUCUUCACGACCAAUGGGUCCAGGUGGAUUCAAUGGUCCUCCUGGAGGCCCUGGCGGUUUCCGAGGUGGCUUCAGAGGUGGAUUUGAUGGAGGCAGAGGUCGUGGUGGAUUUAGAGGAGGGUUCGAUCGAGGUGGAUUUGGAGGAGGAGGAGGUGGUGGUGGUGGUGGUGGACGAGGAGGAAUUGGCUUUCAAGGCCGUGGAGGAUUCGGCGAUAGAGGUGAUCGUGGUGGGUAUGGAGGCGGAGGAUCCAAUGGCUAUGCUCCUCCUAACGCACCAGCUGGCCCAGGUGGUGGUGGCCGUGGAGGUUUCAAUGGAGGUGGUGGUUUUGGUGGAAGAGGUGGUGGGGGCUUUGGAGCAGGUUCACCAGAUCGAAAUGGUCCUGGAGGAUCAAGUGGUGGGUAUGACUCUCGUGGAGGCCGCUCAUAUGAUGACAGAUCCGGCGGAUACCGUGGCAACAGCAAUCGUGGCUAUGGUGAUCGCGAUGGAGGUCCUCCUCGUGGAGGUAGUGGCAGUAAUAUGGAGCCGGUAAGACCCCGAGAUGGUAGUGGAUACCGUGAUCGCGAUGGACCCAGAGAUGGAGGAUAUGGCGGACGACCACGCGAAGAAGAUUCACGAAAGAGACCUUAUGACAGUAAUGGUUAUGAGGAAGAUCCUCGUAAAUUGCGAAGAUAUUAG
Messenger RNA from Botrytis porri, 1311 nucleotides. RefSeq lists its product as uncharacterized. Gene Ontology annotation, molecular function: U1 snRNA binding; mRNA binding. Gene Ontology annotation, cellular component: U1 snRNP; precatalytic spliceosome; U2-type prespliceosome. Bases 1 to 1311 code for a protein of 436 amino acids. The transcript is spliced from 4 exons. NCBI's taxonomy places the organism in Eukaryota, Fungi, Ascomycota, Leotiomycetes, Helotiales, Sclerotiniaceae. The record is from RefSeq and is a predicted model, not a curated record. Gene Ontology annotation, biological process: mRNA splicing, via spliceosome.